GCCCUGACGUUUGCAAUAAGGUAUAAUUCUAUAUACAAAGUUUUAAGAGAAGGAAGAGUUCACCAUAUUUAUGGAAAUCUUGAUGAUAGUGGAUGAUGAAUCUAUAUCCCAAUGUGUCGUCGGGUUAGGUCUAAUUAAUCAAGCUUUGUGUGGAUGGAAUUAAAAUAUCGUUAAGCGAAUAAUGAUAAAUUUGGAUUAGCACUAACUACACAUAGAAUUUAAUAAACCAGGAUUAAGAAUUGGAUACUUGAAAAGUAAAAUAAGAUUUAAUAAACUCAUGGUCGUAGUUAGUUACGUACGUACAUGUAAAGUGAAGAAUGGGGUUAACAAAAUGAAAAGAAUUAAUGUGAAGGGCCACAAUUGGUUAAUACUUCAUAAAGAAUGAAUGUGAGAGACGCACAAUAUAUAAUUUCUGUGGCCGUGAUGAAUUGGCCAAAGAAUAAAGAUAUAUGAAAAAAAAAAUUUAUUCAUUUUCUUAUGUGAUAACGAAAUGUAUUCAAUUAGAUUUGUCUAAAGUUGUUGAGAGAAAGAAGUAAACCCAAAUAAUUAAGAGUAUGAUUGUUUAUCGCGAAAAAAGAUAGAAAUACUAAUGCAAAGAAUAUAAAAAUUUACAGGAUUUCAAUCGAGGUAAUUGAAGUAAUUGUGAAAACUUUAUCAAUUACUCUACUAAUCAAAUUUAUUUUACAUGUACGUUUAGUCUUUGACCGAUAUUUGCAAGUUGAGACCAACAUGCAUGGCUCCACUACGGGUCCAGAUCGGGUCAGUAACUGAUGGGUCAGUAACCCAUCAGUAACCCCUUCUAUGGUCCCCACGUGUCAAACACUUUUUUAUUUAAAUUAAAUGUGAAAAGGGCAGUACAGUAAAAUGACACUUUCUCAUAUUUAUUGCUAAGGCUGACUUUUGACCGUAUCACAUCAGCGUCUUCUCUCUCCUCGCAAAAUAUUUAAUUUUCCUUCUCUUAAUCUUUAAUGGACGAUUUCUCACUCGUUUUAAGUCGAAAUUUAAUUUUUUUUGCACAGUUGGAUCAGAUUAAUUGUGCUCUUCAAAAUGAUAUCCACUUUGAUAUUUUUUGGACAUAAAAAAUUUGUCAAUUAUUACCAGUCUAUACCAUAUGGUAUUGACUGGUAUUGACCAUACCAUAUGGUAUGAAAAAAAUUUAACACAUCAAUAUAUAUUACGUUACCACCCAAUACCAUAUGGUAUAGUGUGGUAAUAUCAAUAUAUAUUUCGUUACCACCCAAUACCAUAUGGUAUAAUAUGGUAAUAUCAAUAUAUAUUACGUUACCACCCACCCAAUACCAUAUGGUAUAGUGUGGUAAUAUCAAUAUAUAUUUCGUUACCACCUAAUACCAUAUGGUAUAAUGUGGUAAUAUCAAUAUAUAUUUCGUUACCACCCAAUACCAUAUGGUAUAGUGUGGUAAUAUCACACAAUACCAUACAAUAUCAUAUGGUAUAGUGUGGUAAUAUCAAUAUAUAAUUCGUUAUCACACAAUACCAUACAUUACCAUAUGGUAUAGUGUGGUAAUAUCAAUAUAUAGUUCGUUACCACACAAUACCAUACAUUACCAUAUGGUAUAGUGUGGUAAUAUUAAUAUAUAUUUCGUUACCACCGAAUACCAUAUGGUAUAGAGUUAUAAUAUCAAUAUAUAUUAUCUAAAAGAAAAAAAAAACAGAAGGAGGUAGGGAAAAAAGAUCGUCUUGUGUCGCCUCUCAUUUCCUCUUCCGCAAUCAAGAACACCAAAAUGCCGAAAAAAUGAGAAAGAUCGAAAUUGAGGCCAAUGAGAUGAUGAAGAGAAGAAAUGCAAUGAAAAAGAGUGGCUCCAAUUUUUAUUCGUCAUGAAAAAAAAAUAAAGAAGAAGAGAAGGGAGCAGAUUUAGAUCUAGAAAUGAGAUUGAGAGAGAAAAAUGAAGAGAGAAAGAGAGAGGAUCUGGAAAAGAGAUUGUGAGAGAAAAAGGAAGAUAGAAAGUUGCAGAGAAGUGAUUUCUCUUUCCUUCCUUAAAAUUGCAGCCAUUAAAUACGAAAUAAAAUAAAAUAAAGAAUUUAAUGUAUAAACGGACAAAAAUACCCUUCUCCACUCAGCGUCCGGCCCAACCACACGAUUGCCUACCUCUUAGAUCUAUGGUCUCUAUUCAUUACUGACAUGUCAGUAACCAACUGACCCUAUCUGCUGGCCUCCACUACUGAUUGUUUAUAACCUUUUCUUCCACCCAAGAUUGAAGCUGAAGCAAAACCUCUCAUAACUGAGAUGCAUACGGAUUGUAUGGCCGACUCAUGUUGUCUUCUGCUUGCAUGUUCUAACUUUUGAUUUCAAUCGAUCUUACUCGUAUAUAGGAUGAUUUUGGCAUUGCAUUGAUGGGAUUGGUAUCGUGACAUCCAUCCUCAUGACGAACCCUCAUGUAUCAAGGUUGAAGUCAUUUCUUGAACGAAUUGGAUUAGGGGUGGCCGUUCGGUUACCGGUUAUCGGUUAACCGGCCGGUUAAACCAAUAAUCGGCCGGUUAUCCACUAACCAGUAACCGAACUUUGGUCGGUUAUCGGAGGCUAGACGAAAUGGUUUUUGGUCUUAAAAGUGGGUCGGUUAACCGAUAACCGAGAAACCGAAACCUAUUUCGGGCGGUUUUCGGUAGGGAGAGUGGUUAUUUCGGUUAACCGAUAACCGGACGGCCGGUUAUCGGUUAUAACCGAAAUAAUUGCAAAUUUUCUACUCUCUUGUCAGGUGUUAGUAACCUAAUAAUUUUAACAGGAUUUUUUUUUUUUGACAAAUAAUUUUAACAGGAUUCGUUUAUGGGAAUCUUGCAUAUCCCAAACCGAGAAAGCUUUUUAGCCUUUUACCAGCAACCAAUCCUUUUGGAAAGUUGCAUGCCAAUCAAUCAAUCAAGCCUUUCGACCGAUCUUUUGAUUUUGUUUGCUUUGCGGCAUUAUUAUUGCUUUGAUUAUAAUUAUUAGUUAUCAUAACUUUCUGUGAAGCCAAUCGAUUAUAUAUUUCAUUUUCAUUGUACAGAAAAUAAUGUUGGGAUUAGUUUCUAAUGAAACCACACUUGACUUCACAAUCAGACAUCAGUCACGACUCACGACUUAUUAAUUAGCAAUCACGCCCCCACAUGAUGAUGAUGUAAUGAUUUUAAUUUGUUAAUUAUUUGUCACUCUAACUAGAUUCAUAAAUAUAUUAUUUUAAAAAGAUGUUGUGGCUUAGAUCAUGCAAUAAAUAUAAGUAUGGCCGGCCAAUGCCUCAUCACUCAAUGACUCAAGUAAACACCAAUACAUUGUAAGGAAGAUACUUAAAAUCAACCCUAACUAUGGCCGGCCAAUUCCAGAUGUAUCUAUCUAUAAGUAGCGCGUUGUGAUUUUGCUUUUACACCAUAAACUAACCGUAAAGAUCUGAAUUGCACAAAUUCCAUGAUGCAUUUGUACUAGAAAUCGAUCCACCGUACAUUAGUGUUAAGCAAAUGUAUAUAACACAUUGACUUAUUCCAUAUCUUAUCUACCCAUCAACUCCCAUGGUAAGGAAGAAGGGGGGAACACGCACACUUGGAGAGCGCAGUACAACAGAGAGUUGUAUGCUGCGUUCGGGAAGGAUGAAUCGCUCCCGAAAAGGAAUGAAGGGAGGAAUGAAUGCGAUUGGACUUAUCACCAAGGGAAGAGAAUAAGCAGAAGGAUUCAUUGGAAACCUCCAGAUGGUAAAGAAGAAGGAAAUUUAAUAGAUACAGGCUGGAGGAGGAAGAAUGGCCGAGCUAGUAAAUCUAACACAACUUUAACAAUGGAUUGACGAUUGUGAAUACAAUACUAUCAAGUCGCAAUGUCGGCUCAAACUUUACAUGAUAUAUUCUAUUAGUAUAUGAUGGGGUUGGAGUACAUACUUCCCCAAUUUGUUUGUAUAAAAAAUGUCAUUCUCAACCAUUUAUUUAUUAAUCCGUGGUGACUAAUUGACAUCCAUUUAUUUACGGAAACCUUUAUACAUGCUUGUUAUUACUACUACAAUUGUUGAUGUGCGCAAUAGAACACAACACAAGCACAUGUUCUUGAGUGGUUAGUUUUGGCUUCCGUCCAUCGACAAGCUGUUUAAGUUUUAUAUGUGGUAUGGGCAACUUAUCCCUAUGGUAUAGCUUGGCAUGCACAUUGUCGGCAUUGAUUUGAUAUUGUUAUAUGAAAGAAAAGGAUAGACGAAAUGAAAUUGAAUUAAAUAGAACCAAAGAAAGAAAUCAAAGUGAGGGUGAGAAAAGAAAACAAACGAGAGAGACCACAAUGCUAGGGAUUGAUGCUCUCUGUGUAAUUGAUUGCUAUUAGUUGGGCGGAAGAGUGUACUUUCUCCUAAAUCGUCUCACUCGCCAUCAGACUUGUUUCUAUAUUCAUUACAAUUUACAUAACUAUCGAGUAAUUUUACAAGUAACAGUUAACCACGUUUUACACGUGAAGAAAUUAAGUAUAUUAAUCCAUCCAUCAGAUUAAACCCUUUGGAUUCUUUUUACCCACCCCAACCCCAACUCCCUUUUUGUUUGCAGAAACGAAGGAUGGACGUUGGUCAGGUCCAAAUCAUUUUCUUGAUUAGACAAUGUGAGGUGAGGUAUCCCAAAUCCUUCAUAAUUGAAUUACACAUACACGUGAUUUCUUGAUCUCAUCAGAAGAUGCCAAUUAUUUAGCAAAUGAUUAAUUGUUUGUCGGCAGUGCACCAAAAGUAGACCACGUAGAAUUUUUUUGUUACGGGAAAGAGAUAAUGCAGAAUCUAUAUAAUAUAAUUGGAUUUUAAAAUAUUAAUAGGAGUGGGUUGGGGUUUGCAAGUAUAGGGGUGUCUAUAGAUUUGGUAACGGAGAACCACAGUCCAAUAGUAAGAGAUAUUUAUGAACUAAAUAUUGGGUUAAUAGUGCAUUUGGUCUGCUUUGAUCCUGUUUAAAUGUCAAUUCGUUUCAUUUUUUUUCUUUAGUAUUUAUAAAAUUCAUGGGACCAAUGAUCCGACCAUAUUAUACUCAGUUCAGUCCAAGUGCCAGUCUGGUCCGUUGUGGAUCGAACCGUUGCACAUUCCUAGACAAGUAGGAGAGGUUAUAAUUUCCUAGUUGGUGUUGUUGUUUAUCUGUAUAAUUUCGAUUGUUUUCUUAUAAACAAUGACAUUCUUUAAAAAAAAUCGUUAACUACAACCUAUGUCUAGAGAUAUGUCGAUCUUACCGAAGUAAUUUUUAUCUAUUUUCUAAAUUGUUUCACAAGGUAAUGUUUGCUUGUAGUUUUUGAGACACUAAAAUCUAUAGGUGAUUAUCCUCAGCAUGUUCAAAACGUUUGCCGGUGAUCCAUAUGCUGCCUGAGACUAGAGGAGCUAGCAUCUAGUCGUUCAGAAUCAGAAGGUUUUGUGGUUUUCUAAAUUGUUUCACAAGGUAAUGUUUACUUAAGUUUGCUUUGAGUGCCCAGUCCCUUAAGUGUAUAGACCAAGCAAAAAGUAUUAUUCAUGCUUGCUCUACCUUUGAACUGGACGCCAGGCCCAUGCAGCUGGGCUUUGGUCCACCAAAUAAUCUGGCUGACCAGCUCGAUCGGCCCAUUGUGUGUGUGGGAGUAUGAAUGCACAAACAAAGCAUAUGCAUCCCUUUCUUCUCCAUGCCAAGGCUGAACAGAACAUCAAGAGACAUCAGUAAGUCACGAGUAAGUAGAUAGAGAGACGACCGAUAUGGCAUAAAACCCAAAUCCUUAAUUGGGACGUAGGGUCGAGAAAGCGCAAUGGAAUUGAAAAUGCUGCUUUGGUUAAGUAAAGUCUCACGAGUGAUCUGUGAAAAAGUGGGACUUUAGUAAACAGAACAGCAGUGUUAGGCCAAGUUAGGUGGCAGACUGUUAGCUGCAGACAGAGAGAGAGAGACGCACAAAUAUGGAAACUUUGAAAUUUCCUCACUUUCAUAUGUCCUUUAUAUUGAUUUCUGAGGAAAAAAAGUUUUCAAAUAUGUCAACUCGUGACCCACGUACCCAUCAUUAAUAUUCACUAUACCCACCGGCACCAAACUCCGCUACAAAGCUAGCUUCUUUCCUUUCAUUCAUUCUCCUUUCACAUUCCUCCUCCAUUACCUUGCUUGAAAAGAACUCAACUCCACGAGAGCUAGCUGAAGAAGGGAGAUAGAUCUUUAAUGGGGGGAGCUCAUCAGAUCAACACCAUUGCACUCUACAUCACAAUCUGCUCCAUAGCUUUCAUCAUCUCCAAGAUCACCAUCGCAGUCCUCCUCUACAAAAGAUGGAGAAACAAGCAGCACCAGCAGAACUCUGUUCAUCAAGACCCCCAUUUCUCAGGUGGGAAGGUGGUAAUGUUCAAGUCAGGGACAUUAAUGCAGUCCCCAGAGGUAACCCCACAAGUGGUCCUGAAAAAAACCAUGAAGCUAACCAACAAGGACAUGAUCGGGUCCGGUGGCUAUGGAACCGUGUACAAGCUGUCCAUAACCGAGUCCAUUUCCUUCGCGGUCAAGCGGCUCAGCAGAGGGAGCCCCGACAGGGACCGAACCUUCGAGAGGGAACUCGAGGCAAUGGGAGAUAUCAAGCACAGAAACAUUGUCACCCUCCAUGGCUACUACUCUGCCUCUCACUACAACUUGCUCAUCUACGAGCUCAUGCCCAAUGGGAGCCUGGAUGGACUCCUGCACCACCCAAAGGAGGGGGGAGAAGGAGAUGAGACGAAGAGGGUUGUGCUGGAUUGGGAUUCCAGGUACAGGAUUGCAGUUGGUGCAGCGAGAGGGAUAUCGUAUCUACACCAUGAUUGCAUCCCUCACAUAAUUCACAGGGACAUCAAGUCUAGUAACAUACUUCUGGACCAGAAUAUGGAAGCCCGGGUCUCGGAUUUCGGGUUGGCUACUUUGAUGGAGCCUGACAAAACCCAUGUCUCCACUUUUGUUGCAGGAACUUUUGGCUACUUGCCUCCAGAAUACUUCGACACAGGCAAGGCAACUGCAAAGGGGGAUGUAUACAGCUUUGGGGUUGUUCUGCUUGAACUUGUAACAGGAAGGAAGCCAACAGAUGAAGCCUUCUAUGAGGAAGGCACCAGGCUAGUGACUUGGGUGAAGGGAGUGGUUGAAGACAAGAGAGGAGAGUAUGUAAUUGACAGUAGCUUGAAGUGCAGCUCCUGUCAUAAUAUGGAUGAGAUCAAUGGCGUGUUUGAAGUUGCAUUCGCAUGCCUGGAACCUGACCCUUCCGAUAGACCAACAAUGGCCGAGGUGGUUAAAAUGCUAGAGCUACUAAGAUGCGGUUGAGCAGCACAGCUGUUGAAGUAGAAGAAACAGAGAACUCUGUCAAAAUUUGUUAUGAUAGAUCUUCCAGCACAAAGUUGACAGGCAAUAAUUUCAAAUAACAACACUUACAGCUU
This is a messenger RNA of Linum trigynum, 7316 nucleotides long. NCBI's taxonomy places the organism in Eukaryota, Viridiplantae, Streptophyta, Magnoliopsida, Malpighiales, Linaceae. The record is from the annotation of a GenBank genome assembly.